AUGCUACCAAGAAUACUGACGAGAGCAAGCUCAACUUGCACAAAGUUUCAUCCUCUUAAUGAAAACUACAAGAGAUUGCGUCAUAUUCAUUUCCCUGGCAUUACUCCCUUUGCCAAGGGCGAGGCCAUCCAGCAAAAGAUGGUGGCAGCCAACUUGGACUUCAAGAAGAUGGAAGCUAAGAUACGCAAGCAGCUGAAGGACCUUAUGAAUCAAGGCUUUGCGCUUUCAGAUUAUGAGAACAAGUUUUUAAAUCAGGUGCUUCUGAUGAAGCCCUUUCCUACCAUCUUGACGUUUGAGUUCGACAAUGUCUACACUGGAGGUAAGCAAAUGAAGCAGAAUCCACAGUUGGCACAAAAUAUAAAAGAGUAUGAGGCUCUCGGGUGUCAAUACCACCAGCUUGAGCGAGGCGGGCAAGUUACAUGGCAUGGAAACGGGCAGCUCACAGCAUAUUUGAUUUUAGAUUUGAAGCAGUUCACUCAUCUUACAGUGAAGUGCUUCGUCGACGCUGUCCUACUUCGAGGCGUGCAAAAUAUGUUGCAGAAGAACUAUGGGCUUCAGAGCUACGUCAACGAGAAUCCAGGAGUAUGGAUGGCCCCUAACGAUAAGAAGAUUGCCUCUGUAGGGUGCAAUAUUCAGCGUGCUAUCACGUCCUAUGGAGUGGGGGUCAACAUCGACCCUGAUAUGAAGUUCUUAAACACAUAUACCAUGUGUGGGUUGCCAGGAACUCGAGCAACGUCGUUGAAGGAGAUGCGUCCUGACGUCAGCGUAAGCGUGAAGGAGGCAGGAGACUUGUUCGCCAAAGAGGUGGCCAAGUUGCUCAACAUCACGACCAUAGAGCACAUGAACGGUCAAGAUCUUCUUGAAGGUGAAACAGAAAAUCAGGCCGCCAAGGAGGAUCAUGCAGCCUAA
Candidozyma auris is the source of this 909-nucleotide messenger RNA. RefSeq names its product lipoyl(octanoyl) transferase LIP2. The coding region runs from base 1 to 909 and encodes 302 amino acids. The record is from RefSeq and is a predicted model, not a curated record. Gene Ontology annotation, cellular component: mitochondrion. Gene Ontology annotation, biological process: protein lipoylation. NCBI's taxonomy places the organism in Eukaryota, Fungi, Ascomycota, Pichiomycetes, Serinales, Metschnikowiaceae. The transcript has a single exon. Gene Ontology annotation, molecular function: lipoyl(octanoyl) transferase activity.